AUGCUGACUGGGUUUGAAAGCACAGAUGAUGUAGAAUCGUCCAAAUUGUCUCCUGCCUUAGUGUUGGCACAGCUGCUUGCCUUUAACUCGGCUAAAAACAGGAAAUCAACUAGAGUCUUUUGUAAUAAUGCAGAUCAUGAAACACCAGUAGCCAUAUAUAUUGCAUUUCUAAUUCAUUCGAAGACUAGAAGCAAGGACUUGGUGAACAGACUUCACUCUCUUGGGUUAUGUAUCUCUUAUGACCGCCUUUCAACUUUAUCGACAUAUCUAGGGAACAGUGUUAUCGAUCAGUUUGACAAAGAUGGACUGGUAUGUCCUAGCUCGUUGAGAUGCAAUCUUUUCACCACACAAGCUGUUGACAAUAUCGACCACAACCCAAGCUCUAGGACCGCGAAAGAUUCGUGGCAUGGCACUCACUGCCAUAUCUACCUCUCAGCAUCUCAAAGACAAAGAUGAUGGAACUUUUCGGCCGUCUCUUGAUUUGCAGAAAGACAAACUACAAUCAAAGUUAUUAAAGCAGCUUCCUACAGAGUACACUUCCAUUUUGCCAUGUGUCCUGAAGAAGAAAGACAUAGUCACGCCCACUAAAACUGGAGCAAGUCAGGAAGUGAGUAUUGCAUUAUCCUUUGGCUUUGUUACAUCAGUCUGUGGUGAGUUUAGUGUCGGCCAUGGUAACAACAGCAUUCAUAAAAAUUCAACCUAAGAUUGAUGUUCUUAAACACUGCGGCCAGCGCUGAACCCUUGUAGAUGUAUUUUAAAGUAAUUGCGUUCGUUUUCAGGUGAUUGGCUCAGUGGAAGUGGUUGGGUUCAUUUGCUGGUGUUAUCGAAAGUAGCCACGCCAGGGAAGGCCAAUGCAAUGCUAACUGCUUUCUCCAACAUCACAUUUUGUCGUUAUCUCCAUCAAGUUACAGCAUGUUAG
Molecule: messenger RNA, 919 nt
Organism: Paramuricea clavata
Lineage: Eukaryota; Metazoa; Cnidaria; Anthozoa; Malacalcyonacea; Plexauridae
Source: the annotation of a GenBank genome assembly